AUAGUUGUCAUUUUUUGACGUUUUCAUAACUUUACCAUUUCAUACUCUUUUUUAUUAAUUAUUUUUAUUAAAAAAAAAUGGAUCCUGCUCGAAAAGCAGAAGAUAAUUUGGAUAUAGAGUAUUUAAAUACAUUAAGAAACAUCAAACCUUACAUCACUUGUAUCAUGAAUAACCAUUACAUCGAAUUAGUUCGAGUUUGGUUGGAAAAAUUAAGCGAUACCAAAGUAGAAAACAAAACUCUUCGAAACGAGUAUUUAGUCGAAUUGGGAAAACAAAUUGUCAGUGGCGUUUUUGUGGAGCCAUUUGUUGACCCCCCAUCACCUGGCGCAUUACCCCCUUUUAAAACGAACUGGAAAAAUCAAAGUAUCGAAGUGACUAAAGAUAGUAAUAAUCCUUGGGUACAAUCGGUUAAUAAGCAAGAGGAGAAAUUAGAAUCAAACCAACAAAAAAAAUCGGCCCAAGAAAGAUUAAACGAAGUCCGCGAGAACAUUACGAAAAUUUCCAAAGAUUUAAACGUAAAAAAUCGAAACUUAAAAAAGAAAAAAAGCAAAACCAAAAAGCAACACAACAUCCACACAGUAAAUAACCAAAUUUCUUACACCAACGAAGAAUGGAUCACCCCAAUGGGAUAUUACGAAGGCCAACAAAAAAACGAUUACUUCCCAGUCAAAGUAAUAAAAAGAAAUCAAAAUCAAGAUGACGAAAGUUCGUGGAUGGAUGUAACUGAUAAUUUAAGUACAACGUUAACUAUUUUUGGUUCAGGUGAUGCCACGCCGAGAAUUUACGAUGUUAACGAAGCUUUGCAUCUCCGAGAAGCGUACGAACAAAAAAUCGCGAGUUUAAUGGAAAUGAUUCAAGACUUGAAAGAUGAAAAUAACGUCUUAAAUCAACACGUUGAUAAAUACGAGAAAGAUUUGAAAAAUAAUAAAGGUGAAACGAGCAUUUUUAAUUUGGCCACUGAGGUGGAAUGUUUAAAAACGCGCCUACAAGAGUUGGUUGAUAUUAAAACGUCGUUGCAAAAUAAUAAGUAUAAUGUUAUUUCUGAGUGGCAAAAUGCGGUUAUGACGUUGCAAAAAAAGUUGGGGUUGUUGCAGAAACGGUAUAAUGAAUUGAAGGCGGAUAAUAAUGUUUUGAUUAAAAAAUUGGACGAUUUUGAUGUUGAAAGACGCAAGGAACUUACAAGUCAAAAACAAAAAAUGAUUGAAUUUCACGGUAGAGAAACAGAUAUGCUUAAAGAGGUACACGCAAGAGCAAUAACCGAAUUAGAAUCAAAAUUUAAUCAAACAAUGUUAGAUUUAGAACUAGAAUAUUCGAAAAAAAUGAACGAUUUAAGAGAAUCCCACGAGAAUCGUCUAUCCACAAUCAAAGAUGAAUUCGAUCAUAGAAAUAAUCAUAUUAUUUCCGAGUACGAAACAAAAUUAAGAUAUUUUAAAGCACAAUACGAAGAAAGACUGAAUCAAAAAGACGUUGAAAUUGAAAAAUUGGAACAAUUACUUCAAGAACAGUGUUUAAGGAUGCAGGAAGAGGUGCAAACGAUUCGGAAUCAAAUUGAGUCGAAUAUGUCUAAUAGCAGUGAUUCUUAUAUUGAGAAAAUAAAUUUUUUGCAAAAAUGUAUAAUAAAAAUGGAAAAGUUGUAUCAAAAAUCGGAAAAGGAAAAUGCUAAACAGUUAACGAAGCUUAGAAAAGAAUUGGAUUAUAAAACGAAAACGAACCAAGUAGUUAAAUUGGCUUUGACGACUCAAAAGGCCGAAUUAUUAGCCAGCACUUUGGAUGGUAAGCAAACUGAAGUUGAAAAAAUUUUUGCUGAACUUGAGGAUCAUUAUAGAAGUAUUAUAAUUGAGCAACAAAGAAAAAAUAUGGACGAAAAGAGGAGGGAUGCCAAAAUGAUUGAAGAUUUAAAAAACGAACUUAUUAAAUAUAAAGGCUGUUUUUAA
This is a messenger RNA of Onthophagus taurus, 1934 nucleotides long. Its product is annotated as repetitive organellar protein. The record is from RefSeq and is a predicted model, not a curated record. Lineage: Eukaryota; Metazoa; Arthropoda; Insecta; Coleoptera; Scarabaeidae.